Syzygium oleosum is the source of this 1933-nucleotide messenger RNA. Its product is annotated as rust resistance kinase Lr10-like. Gene Ontology annotation, molecular function: ATP binding; protein kinase activity. Gene Ontology annotation, biological process: protein phosphorylation. The transcript has 3 exons. The coding region runs from base 247 to 1617 and encodes 456 amino acids. Lineage: Eukaryota; Viridiplantae; Streptophyta; Magnoliopsida; Myrtales; Myrtaceae. The record is from RefSeq and is a predicted model, not a curated record.
UUUGUCAUUGUAAAUUGCUCAAACCCGGUUAGUUCUCCAUCUUACAUUGCUACCCGUCCAUGCAUUGAGGGGUCAUACUCGUCCAACGCACCAUCAACUUGGAAUUUGUAUGCUUUGGUUAAUCCAAAUGCUUUGGAUGUGAGGGAUUUUUGCACCAUCAGCAGUUGGGCGCAGGCAUCACGUGUUUUUGAGCUUGAUAAGCAGACUAAUAUUAGCUCCUACAACUACGAGCUAAUCCAUAACAGCAUGGCUAAAGGAUUUGAUCUCGGCUUUGGCAGUGGAUAUAGUCCAUGGAAGAAAACUGUUUUUUGCUACCUUGAUUUCUAUAUCUACUUCCACUUCCAUAGCUACUUUUUUGGGAAGCACUACUUGAGAGGCGGCCAGGUUUGCGGAUCCAAGUACUACUUGGGCGGUGUCCAAGAUGAUAUUGCAAUUUGGACUGCUGGAGAUUUUAUAAUACUAUUGGUGCUUUUCUGUGUAGCGAAAUUCAUAAUCGGGACGCCAUUUGUUGCGAUAUUUCUAGUCUACAAGUACCGAAGAAGACACUUAGCAAUGGACAAGAACAUUGAAGAAUUCUUGCAAGCUCAUAACAACUUUUUGCCCAUAAGGUACUCUUACUCUAAUAUUAAAAAGAUCACAAGAAACUUUAAGCACAAACUAGGUGAAGGGGGAUAUGGUUCCGUGUACAAAGGAAUGCUCAGAAGCGGCAAUGAAGUGGCCAUUAAGAUUUUGAAGUCCAAGGCCCAUGGCCAAGAUUUUAUUAGUGAAGUGGCUACUAUUGGAAGAAUUCACCAUGUUAAUGUUGUGCAACUCAUCGGUUUUUGCUUUGAAGGCUCGAAACAAGCUCUUGUGUAUGAUCUCAUGUCAAAUGGAUCCUUGGAUAAGCACAUUUUUGCGGAGGAAGGUGAUAAGUUUCUUGAUUACAAGAAAAUAUAUGAGAUUGCUCUUGGGGUGGCGAGGGGGAUUGAAUACUUACAUCGGGGGUGUGACAUGCAAAUACUACACUUUGAUAUCAAGCCCCAUAACAUCCUUUUAGAUAACAAUUUCACUCCGAAAGUUUCUGAUUUUGGACUCGCGAAACUUUAUCCCACGGAUCAUAGCAUAGUUUCAUUGACUGCUGCAAGAGGAACCUUGGGAUAUAUGGCGCCUGAAUUGUUCUACAAAAACAUUGGUGGUGUAUCUUAUAAAGCAGAUGUCUAUAGCUUCGGGAUGUUGCUCAUGGAAAUGGCAGGGCGAAGGAAGAAUACAAAUGCAAAUGCGGAACACUCGAGCCAAAUUUAUUUUCCAUUGUGGAUAUACGACCAAGUCAGUGAAGGUGCAAGUGUUGGAAUGGAAGAAGUUGUAGAAGAGGAAAGGAAGGCGAUAAAAAAGAUGAUAGUAGUUGCACUUUGGUGUAUACAAUUAAUCCCUGACCAUCGACCUCCAAUGAACAAAGUCCUAGAAAUGCUUGAAGGAGAUAUUGGUAAUAUUCAAAUGCCUCCAAAACCGCAUAUUUACCCACCACACGAGCCAGUUGACGAUGACAAAGUUGACACGGGAUUAGAAACAUUCUCGACUUCAUCAAGUGCUCCCAUAAUUUUUGCUAGUUUUCCGUUUGGAGAAAGCAAUGACGUUUAGAGGACCAUGCAUAGUUUGAUUGGAAAAGCUUUGUUCCCCAUAUUAUAGUAUUAUGUUGGGAGGGAGUUUAGCUUGACAGUGAUUACAUUUUGUCUUUUGCUAGCUCUCAGGUUACUGUUGUGUUGUUGUAGUUCAUAUAUAGUUUCACUCUCUUGCAUCCUUUCCCUCCUUCGAAAGGAUAAACAAAUUGGUAAGAGAGCAAGGACGAAAAACGGCGGGGCAAGGGGACGGACAUUGAGAAUUUUCCUCUCUUAUUAUGUGAUUUAGGGUAAUGCCAAUUAAAAAGUUAAUUAUAUCUCACGAUCUUGCUUCUUAA